This is a messenger RNA of Malassezia globosa CBS 7966, 1452 nucleotides long. RefSeq lists its product as uncharacterized. Bases 1 to 1452 code for a protein of 483 amino acids. The transcript has a single exon. The record is from RefSeq and is a predicted model, not a curated record. Lineage: Eukaryota; Fungi; Basidiomycota; Malasseziomycetes; Malasseziales; Malasseziaceae.
AUGCUCGUUACUCACAAGCUAAUACUAUCAGUUCUUUUCUUGGUGGCAUGGAUUGGCACGGCUUCCCCACUGCAGGAUCGCACAGAUCAAGAUCUUGUCCGUCGAAAAGGCAAAAACUCCGACACAUCCCACAAGGAGGGUGAUCCAGCCAUCUUCCCUGGCGGCAAGAAGUCGUAUGAGCGCGAUGGCUGGCGUCUCCUACCACCCGUUACGGGCUCAAAAAUCGACAACACUACAUUCAAGAUGGAUGCCAAAGGGACUGUGUUAACAACAUAUAUUACCGAAAACUUCGACCCGAAGAAAAUUAAGCGCGUCAUUGUUCAGACGCAUGGCCAGUACCGCGAUGCAUGGAAUCAGUGGAUUUACGCCAAUCUAUCUCUCAACGAUGCUGUGGACAAUAACAAUAUCGCUUACGAUGAGGUACUUCUUGUCGCACCUAUGUUCUACGCUGUGGUGGACCGGGGAGCCUACCCAGUGGAUAGCAACAACGUUAGCAGUUCUCACACGUUAAUUUGGGACAACAAUGGCUGGGGCGAUUGUGAGGACGCCAUUCUGCCAUCAUACGACUCGAAAGGGCAGCUCGCCAAUCCUGAUUACAUUGACGAGAAAUCUAGCAGCGACAAGGCUCAAAAGAGGUCCGACUCCAGCACCGACGCGCUCAGUCAUGCCGCAUUACAGCGGCGUUCUUUGGCUGGCGCUUCGAAUGCUGAGGCACAGAAGAAGGGCCCUGGCAUCAGCAUCCUUGACGUGUAUGACAAGCUAGUUGAUUACUUCACUGAUAAACGGAAAUUCCCUAGUGUGGAGAAGAUUGUGUUGUCUGGCUUCAGUAUGGGAGCGCAAUCCGUGAAUCGCUACCUUGCUCUCCGCACCGAUACAUCGAAGGAUAGCGAAAUAUUCUACGUGAUGUCGAGUCCCGCCUCCUUCAUGUAUGUCGACGAAAACCGACCCAACAAGGUGCCUAAGGAGUGCAAGGACUUCAAUGAAUACAAGUAUGGCUUGGAUGGAAACAUGCCGAAUUACUACUCACGCCACAAGGAUGGCAAUUCUGCCGACGAUAUACGGAAGCGGUAUCUAAGGCGCAAUCAGUUCUACUUCGUCGGAAAUGAAGAUACUAGUGACGCUGAUAAUUCGUGCGGAGCCAAUACUCAAGGCUCAGGUCACGUCGAUCGCAUGCAGAACUGGGUUUACAAAGAGCUCCCUGAAUUGGCAAAAGCAACCAAUGUGACCGACAUUGAGGACACCGUCGCCUUUCACAGAGUUUCCAAGACGACGCAUGAUGAGCAUGCAGUCUUGUCCAAUGACCAGGUUCAGAAAGUCCUUUUCCAAGCUCAGUCGGCUAAGGAGUUGCCAAUGGACCCGAACCCACAUAACGCCGCCUCACGCAGUGUUCAUGUCUCUUAUUUGCUGACUUUGACAAUGGCGGUCGUUUUGAUCGCAAAUACAUUUGUUUGA